This is a messenger RNA of Apis laboriosa (Himalayan honeybee), 5066 nucleotides long. Its product is annotated as ATP-binding cassette sub-family C member 4-like. NCBI's taxonomy places the organism in Eukaryota, Metazoa, Arthropoda, Insecta, Hymenoptera, Apidae. Gene Ontology annotation, cellular component: membrane. The record is from RefSeq and is a predicted model, not a curated record. Gene Ontology annotation, biological process: transmembrane transport. Bases 450 to 4628 code for a protein of 1392 amino acids. Gene Ontology annotation, molecular function: ATP hydrolysis activity; ATP binding; ABC-type transporter activity. The transcript has 17 exons.
GCUUUGUACUAAGGAGGCAGGCGUACUUAUCGUUUCGAUUUAUCGAAGCGUUUAACGACAUUACUCGUAAGAAAAUAAAUCCAAUUUAUAGAAUGUAACAUUCAUCGAUAAUAUUCUUUUGUUAAGUAGAAAACGAAUGAUACAAAUACAGAAAGUGUUCAACAGGUGUACCUUUUAUUUUCCUCCACGAUACAGUUUCAUGCGAAGACAAAGAACGAUUCCGGAUAGUGGAUUUGGUUGAACUAUCAUCGAACGGGAUUUAUCUAUUUGGAAUAUCGACAACGUGAAUUUAGUGAUUGCUCUCAAGAUUCCUUUAUUGUGUCUGUGUCGUGUCAAUUUUCAAGUGAUUGCUCAAUUAGUCAGCAAUCAGAUUGUUCGUUAAGAGGACUCUCAAGUAGAUAUCAAUUAAAGAAUUAAUAACAGUGGGUUAAUGCAGCAUAUAGAAGAAGAUGGACACAACCAAUUUGAAAUCGAAACCAAAUCCACGAGAAAAAGCGAAUUUACUCUCAGUGUUACUUUGGUGGUGGACAAUAGAUUUAUUUAAGAUAGGCUACAGAAAGAUUCUGCAAACCGAUGAUUUAUAUACUCCUUUGAAGACGGAUCGAUCGAAUAUGCUUGGAGAUCGAUUGGAAAAGCGAUGGAAAAUUGAGAUGGAAAAUUCGAAAAAACAUAAAAGAAAAGCCAGUUUAUUGAGAGCAAUUUUUCGUACCUUUUGGUGGGAAUAUACUGUGCUUGGUUUAAUGCAAAUAUUAAAUGAAUUUAUUAUCCGAUUAGGGACACCAAUACUUUUGGGUGGACUUUUACGUUAUUUCAAAAAGAGUAUGAAUGAAACUUACGAAACUGCAUUAUUAUACGCGGCUGGAAUUUGUAUAGCAACAGCUAUAAACGUAAUCACUCUCAAUCAAGCAAUUUUCGGUGCGUUUCAUAUUGGUGCAAAAAUCAGGGUUGCCACAUGUUCUGUAGUGUAUCGAAAGGCAUUACGACUUAGCAAAACAGCACUUGGUGAAACAGCUCCAGGGAAAGUAGUUAAUUUAGUGGCUAAUGAUGUAAAUAGAUUUGAUCUUGUUUCCAUCUUUAUACAUCAUAUGUGGUCUGCUCCAAUUUCUAUGUUAAUCAUAGCAUACUUUCUUUAUACUGAAGCUGGAUAUGCUGGUUUAAUUGGUAUUGCUGCAGUUUCCGUCGUUGUGCCAAUUCAGUCAUAUACAGGAAAAUUGUCUUCCAAAUUUCGGCUACAAACUGCUAUAAAAACUGACGAAAGAGUUCGCUUAAUGGACGAAAUUAUAUCAGGUGUUCAAGUAAUUAAAAUGUAUGCCUGGGAAAAACCAUUCUGCGCUUUGAUCGAAACUGCACGUAAAUUAGAAUUACAAGUUGUCACUAAAAGUGCCUAUAUUAGAGGUAUUUAUAUGACCUUCAACUUGUUUACUACAAGGAUGGCUCUUUAUACUACUCUAAUUAGUAUCCUCUUAUUUGGCAAUGAAUUAUCUGCCGAUAAAGUGUUUGUUUUUUCUUCCUAUUUUAAUAUUUUGGCGCAUACUAUGUCUGGAAUGUUUGUGCGGGGUUUUGCGGAGAUUGCCGAAUGUAUAGUGGCUGUAAGAAGAUUACAGCAUUUUCUGAUGUAUGAAGAAUUUCAAGAUAAUAUUUAUACUUCAAAUAAUUUCACUGCUAGUCUUAAUGGUAGUAUUAAUAGUGUAUCCAAACAAGUUUUCAAUAAAACUUCUAAAAAUGAUAUACCAUAUAUUGAUGAUGAAAUAGAUAGUUAUGAGAAUCUGGAUGAUUCUUUAGAAAAAAGGAGGCACAAUGGUUUAAUAGUUGUUGCUAGUGAUUUGUUGGAAAAUACAGCAAAUCUUAUGGAAGAAAAAAAACAUUCUUCAAUGCCAAUUGAAGAGAUAUAUGCAAUAAAAAUGACGAAUUUAACAGCCAAAUGGGAAUCAAGUCAAUCUGAGAAUACUCUUGAAAGUAUAAAUUUAGAAAUGCAAAAAGGAAAGAUAUAUGCUGUAAUAGGUAUGGUUGGAGCUGGAAAAAGUUCUUUUCUUUCUGCCAUUCUUGGAGAAAUAGAUAUAACGAGAGGUCACGUGAAAGUAAACGGAAGUCUGAGCUAUGCUGGACAAGAAGCUUGGGUUUUUGGUUCAACUAUUAGACAAAAUAUUCUUUUUGGACAAUCUUAUGAUCGUCAUCGAUAUCAGAAAGUUAUUAAAGCUUGUUCUCUUUCAAGAGAUUUCAAACAAUUUCCACAAGGUGAUCAAACAGUUGUUGGAGAAAGAGGCAGUUCCUUAUCAGGAGGACAGAAAGCUAGAAUCAAUUUAGCUAGAUCUUUAUAUAGACAAGCAGAUAUUUAUUUGUUAGAUGAUCCAUUAAGUGCUGUUGAUACUCAUGUUAGUAAACAUUUAUUUGAGGAAUGUAUGCAAAGAUAUUUAGCUGGAAAAACGAGGAUUUUAGCUACUCAUCAAUUACAAUACGUGAAAAAUGUAGAUGCUAUUAUACUUAUAGAUCAAGGAAAAGUUACAGUAUUUUCUAAUUUUCAAGAUUUAUUGAAGCAACGACCAGAAUAUGCUGAAUUACUUGCAGCAGAAUCAGAAACAAAUGAAGAUAGUUCUUUAGAAAAAAGUACUAUGAGAAGACAAUUUUCAUCAUCAAGUACUAGAAGUCGAACUCCAGAAGCAAGUAGCGGAGGAACAGAUGAUGAGGAAGAAGAUGAAGAUCCUCAAGGAUUAAACGAUGGUCUAGAAGGAACUUCUCGUGGAGCAGUUAAAGGUUCACUAUUCAUUAAGUACUUCCAAACUGGUGCUAAUUUAUGUUUAGCAUUUACACUACUCCUACUAUUUAUAAGUACACAGUUUAUAGCCAGUCUCAAUGAUUAUUUUGUUCCUAUUUUAGUAAGUGCAGAAGAAACGCGACAUUAUUACCUUAUACAAGCUAAGUCUAAUAUUACCAAUGAUACUUUGAUUGAAAACUUGGAUAUUUCAUCAAUGUAUAAAUAUCUAUAUAUUUAUACAAUUAUAGUUGUGGGAAUAUUUUGUAUUGGUAUUACCAGAUCAUUGUCUUUUUACAAAGUAUGCAUAUUAUGCAGUCAAAAAUUACAUGAUAUGGCCUUUAGCGCUUUAAUUAGAACGGGUAUGAGAUUUUUCGACAUCAAUCCCAGUGGUCGAAUACUUAAUAGAUUUUCUAAAGAUAUGGGAGCUAUCGAUGAAUUAUUACCAAAGGCUAUACUCGAUGCUGGUCAAAUAUGUAUGAUGAUGGUUGGAUCGUUAACAGUAUCGUGUAUCAUUAAUCCUCUUUUCUUAAUCCCUAUAGUAUUUUUGGGUACAGUAUUUUAUUGGAUAAGAAAAGUAUUUUUAAAGACUAGUAAAAAUAUUAAGAGAAUGGAAGGAAUAACUCGAUCACCUGUAUUUACUCAUUUAAAUGCUACUUUAAAUGGAUUGUCUACCAUAAGAGCUUAUUGUGCACAAGAUAUAUUAAAAAAAGAAUUUGAUAAACUGCAAGACGUCCAUACUUCCACUGUUUAUAUGUACGUAACAGCGAGUACUGCUUUUGGAUUUUCGUUGGAUGUCUUUUGUUUCAUCUUUAUAUCUGUAGUUACCUUCAGUUUUUUGUUAUUGGAACAAUCAUUUUCCGGUGGAGAAGUAGGCUUAGCUAUCACUCAAGUAAUGGCUAUGACUGGAAUGAUUCAAUGGGGUAUGAGGCAGAAUGCUGAAGUCGCGAAUCAAUUGAUGUCUGUGGAGCGUGUAUUAGAAUAUACGCAAGUCAUACCCGAACCGAAUUUACGCGAUAGAGGAAAGUUUGCCAAAAAAACAGAAAAACAAGUUGCACUUCCUGCUAAUGCACCAAAAAAUUGGCCUAUUGAUGGAAUGAUCAAAUUUAAAAGCGUAUAUUUGAAAUAUGUAGAGGAAGAUCCUCCGGUAUUAAAAGGAUUAAAUCUUGUCAUUAAUCCUGGAGAAAAAAUAGGUAUAGUGGGAAGGACAGGAGCAGGAAAAUCCUCUUUAAUAGCAGCUUUGUUUAGAUUAGCUAAAAUCGAAGGAAUUUUAGAAAUCGAUGGUAUAGACACUGGGUCUAUUUGUUUAGAGGAUUUACGACGUAAUAUAUCUAUUAUUCCUCAAGAUCCAGUUUUAUUUUCUGGUACCUUGAGACGCAAUUUAGAUCCUUUUAACGAAUUUACAGAUAAAGCUAUAUGGGAAGUACUUGAAGAAGUAGAAUUAAAGGAUGCUGUAGUUACUGCUGGUACAGGUUUGGAAAGCCGUGUUUUAGAUAGAGGUAGUAAUUAUAGCGUUGGUCAAAAACAGUUAGUUUGCUUGGCAAGAGCUAUUUUAAGAAACAAUAAAAUUCUGAUGCUUGACGAGGCGACAGCUAAUGUAGAUCCGCAAACAGAUGCCUUAAUUCAACAUACAAUACGAAAAAAAUUUGCCAAAUGUACCGUACUUACUAUUGCCCAUCGAUUAAAUACAAUUAUGGAUAGUGAUAAGGUUUUAGUUAUGGAUAAAGGUCGUAUGGCGGAAUUCGAUCAUCCAUACAUAUUACUUCAAAAUAGCUACAGUCAAUUCAAAUCAUUAGUAAAAGAAACUGACCGUGCUAUGUACGAUCAAUUAGUCAAAGUUGCAAAACAAUCUUAUAUUGCCAAAUACGGAGAACGAUGAUUUUUGAAUAAAAAAAAAAAAAACAUAUAGACAAAACAAAUAGAAAUUAUUUAGUGAUAAUAUUGUGCAAUUUAAAAGUUAUAUUUUUUUAUAAUAUAUUUCCAAACAUAACAAUACCAAACAUAAAAAAUAUUCAAGAUAUAUAUUUUUGUAUUUCUAUAUAUGCAAAUUAUUGAAAUGUAUUUCAAGAACUUUAUUGUAAUAUAUAAAUAGAAUGCUGCUGUGCGGCGUACUGGCACUUAUAACGAGUACCAAAGUACUUAUAUUUUCUUUAUUUCGAAUUUUAUAUGUUUACAUUGUAGGGAAUAUUACGUAUACGCGUUUUUGCAUUUUAAAAAAUGCAAAUAAAACAUAAGUGUUAAGUGAUAAAUAAAGAAUUAAGCUACAUUUAUAACAUUUUUAUAAAGAAGAUUAUUAUUAUACAUAUACUAUAAUCUU